Clonostachys rhizophaga is the source of this 993-nucleotide messenger RNA. The record is from the annotation of a GenBank genome assembly. Lineage: Eukaryota; Fungi; Ascomycota; Sordariomycetes; Hypocreales; Bionectriaceae.
AUGCCGCUGGAGACAAUUGGUUGGUAUGGACUGGGAUCCAUGGGCACCAAGAUGGCACUGAACCUCCAGAGGCAUUUAUCUGCACAAGGAAUGGCUCCUCUGCGUUACAGUAACCGCACGCUGUCGAAAGGGGACGAACUUCAAAAAAUCGGGGCUAUCCCGGAACCUGAGUUUGAGGAGUUAGUGAACCGAUCAUCCAUCGUCUUCACUAUGAUUACCGAUGACCAAGUGCUGGAGAAGCUUGUCGCUGAGGUGUUGCAGAAAGAUAUCAAUCUGCAGGGGAAGAUUUGGAUCGACACUUCCACGGUACACCCCGAAACAUGCCAUAGAUGCUUCACGAAGCUCACUGAGAGAGGCGCUACGUUUGUGGCAUCUCCAGUAUUCGGGGCCAGUCCGGUAGCGGCCGAGGGAAAGCUCAUAUUCGCCAUUGCUGGCACAGCCAGUGCCAUUGAUCGGCUACGGCCCUUUAUCAUCGAUGUCAUGGGUCGAAAGAUAAUUGAAAUGGGGGAAGACGUUCGUAAAUCAAGUCUUCUGAAAAUCUCCGGCGUCCGAUUCUACGUUCAUGCGGAGGCUCGUCUACUAAUUUCUGCCAGGAACAUUUUUGUACUUGGAUUUCAAGAGCUGAUUGCUGAGGCCCAGGUCUUUGCAGAGAAGUCAGAGCUCGGAACAACACAGAUGGAAGAGUUUAUCGGGAGUAUGUUUGGACCUGUUCUGCAAAGUUAUUCGAAACGUAUGACUUCGGGCGCCUACGCGCCUCCUCUGAAUGUCACCCCUGGCUUCUCAGCGGCUCUAGCUACCAAGGAUUGCAAGCACGCUUUGUCAAUGGCUCAAGAGAAUGGCACGCGUUUGAAGACAUUAGAGGCAGCACUUGGGCAUCUAAUAGCUGCGCGGGAGUAUGCUGGGGAGUCCCUGGAUAGUUCGUCUAUGUAUGGCGCGGUUCGGAUGGAGGCAGAUCUCCCGUUCUGGAAUGAAAACAGUCGACAGAGCAAUUAG